AAUCAAAUCCAAACUACCAUCAAUAUUUUCGUUUGGUAGGGGGGAUAAAAAUAAGGGCUCCGUGUCAUUGGGCAAAGCUUUGAUGACUCUUUCACCGAUUCCAAGCCACAAGGGAAAAGUGGAAACUGAAAAGUGCAAAAAAAAAACAUAAAAACAAAAUAGUAAAACAGUAAAACAGUAAAAAGUGGAGAUCCGGAGAUCAACCCGAAGCGGACCUGCUGUAAUUAUAUAGGAGCGGAGAGGGGUCAGUCCCUUCAAACCCUAGCGAAAAAACCAUCCCUUUCCUAUCUCUUUUCUCUCUCUGAAGCCCCGUCCAUGGCUUCACGCAGAAUCGUAUCGUCGCUUCUCCGAUCGGCCUCGCGGCGAUCCGCGUUGUCGUCGAAUUCCAACCCUAAACUCUUCUCCCCUUCCCCUGCAUCCGCCCGCCGCGCAUCUCCUUAUGGCUACCUCCUCACCCGUACCUCUGAGUACGCUACCUCUGCCGCCGCCGCGGCCCCUCCGCAAUCGGCUCCCGUGAAGACCGGUGGAAAGGAUGUAGGUAAGAUCACCGAUGAUUUCACCGGGAAAGGUGCGAUCGGGCAGGUGUGCCAGGUGAUUGGUGCUGUCGUCGAUGUUCGAUUCACUGAGGGUCUGCCUCCGAUCUUGACCGCUCUCGAGGUGUUGGAUCACUCGAUCCGUCUGGUUUUGGAGGUGGCCCAGCAUUUGGGAGAGAAUAUGGUCAGGACCAUUGCUAUGGAUGGUACUGAAGGUUUGGUCAGAGGCCAGCGUGUCCUCAACACUGGUUCUCCCAUAACUGUGCCGGUGGGCAGGGCUACUCUUGGCCGUAUUAUGAAUGUUAUCGGAGAGCCUAUUGAUGAGAAGGGAGACAUCUCUACGGAGCACUUCCUGCCCAUCCAUAGGGAAGCUCCAUCCUUUGUUGAGCAGGCUACUGAGCAGCAAAUUCUUGUCACUGGUAUCAAGGUUGUUGAUCUCCUUGCACCAUACCAGAGGGGAGGAAAGAUUGGGUUGUUCGGUGGUGCUGGUGUGGGGAAAACAGUGCUGAUUAUGGAACUUAUCAACAACGUUGCAAAGGCCCAUGGUGGCUUCUCUGUUUUUGCUGGUGUUGGGGAACGUACCCGUGAGGGUAAUGACUUGUACAGAGAAAUGAUUGAGAGUGGUGUCAUUAAGCUUGGGGACAAGCAGGCUGACAGCAAAUGUGCUCUUGUGUACGGUCAAAUGAAUGAGCCACCUGGUGCUCGUGCACGUGUUGGUCUCACUGGUCUGACUGUUGCAGAGCACUUCCGUGAUGCUGAAGGCCAGGAUGUGCUUCUCUUUGUUGAUAACAUUUUCCGCUUUACUCAGGCCAACUCAGAGGUGUCUGCCUUGCUUGGUCGUAUCCCAUCAGCUGUGGGGUACCAACCAACUCUUGCUACGGAUCUUGGAGGACUCCAAGAGCGUAUUACCACCACCAAGAAGGGUUCCAUUACUUCCGUGCAAGCUAUCUAUGUGCCAGCUGAUGAUUUGACAGAUCCUGCUCCAGCCACCACUUUUGCUCACUUGGAUGCAACCACUGUGUUGUCGCGACAGAUUUCAGAGCUGGGUAUCUAUCCUGCUGUGGACCCACUGGAUUCCACAUCCCGUAUGCUUUCUCCUCACAUUCUAGGAGAAGACCACUACGGAACUGCUCGUGGAGUGCAGAAGGUUCUUCAGAACUACAAAAAUCUUCAGGAUAUUAUUGCCAUUUUGGGUAUGGAUGAGCUCAGUGAAGAUGACAAGUUGACGGUUGCUCGUGCCCGUAAGAUUCAGAGGUUCUUGAGCCAGCCUUUCCAUGUUGCUGAGGUUUUCACGGGUGCCCCUGGCAAGUACGUUGAGCUGAAGGAGAGCAUUGCCAGUUUCCAGGGUGUGUUGGAUGGAAAGUAUGACGACCUCCCAGAACAGUCGUUUUACAUGGUUGGAGGGAUCGAAGAGGUGAUCGCCAAGGCCGAGAAGAUUGCCAAGGAAAAUGCAUAGAGUAAAACAAAGGGCCUCUUUUUCUUCUUUUAGUGUAAGGCGGGUGGAAUCCCAUCUUGAAAACUUGGCUUUUUUAAUCUUUGGCGUUCCCCUGCUCUCUGAUAAUUCCGAAAAUCAAUAAUCUGUGUUUUAGACAGUUGCAAGGGAGUGGAUUCCUUGCCAAAGGAUGAUAUGUUCAAAUUUUUUGAGACUAGAAAAGAUUGCGGAUCACGCUUUUCUGAGUUUAAUUAGGUUUCAGAGGGCCCCGAAUCGGAUGGAGUAGUAUAGACUAUAGAGCCCCCUUCCAGUUCUUUUAUUUUGUUCAAUAAUCUGUUGACGGUGAUGUUAAAAAGCAUGAAACGGGUAGUUGUAUAUCAAAUCGCUGCCCUUGUGAUCUGACCUUACUUUUCUAAAUGGCUUUACUAGUUUCCUUUUCUCAUCAUGGCUGGUUUUUUUUUUUUUUUUUUUUUUUGUAAAUGGGAAGUAACUAUUGGCGAAGGCGGAGUCAUUUAGGGUUGUGCAAUUGUCUAAAUGGUUCCAGCUCAGACAAUUAUGGUUUAAUAGUGAAGGAAAGACAUUUUUUAGGAUCCAUGAUUGUAUCAACAUUGAAUUUGGUUUGGUUAGAUCCCAUUCAAAUUAUCAAUUUGAUUCAUUUUUCUUCCAUACUUAUAAGUUGUCAAAUUGAUCCAUUUUCUUAACCACAUUAUAAUUCUUUCGUUAUCCAAUCCAGACUUUGGUUUGGUCCUGUACAAUUAGAUACAGAUCAAAUCAUUGUACACUUCUACUUGAGAGUAACCACCUCCUUCGUAAAAAUAUGGGAGAACUGGGAGAACUAGAAACACAAAUGACUUUAGUCACUUGAAAAUCUUGGUAUACACAAACUUAAACAAAACAACAGUAGUUCUACGCUAAGGGGCCAUUUAGUAUAGUUUUGUUGCUGUUGUGGUUGCGGUAAAGUUGUGUCAACAAUUCAACAAAUGUACAAUCGCAAAGUAUGAAAAUAAAAAAGAAAAAGAAUAGAUUUAGUUGGUGAUUCUGAGAAAUCAUAGAAGUUAACAACCAUAAAUAGAAUCGCAUUGAGUUAUUUAUGUAUGCCCCUUUAGUAUCAAUAUUGAGACUAAGACAAAAGUAGAAAAAUAAUGUGAGGAAUAGUGUGGCAUGACAAGCUAUAAGAAAACUGAGAGAGAAAUAUGAAAAUAAUAUUGGCAAUAAUGUUUCAAGGAUGAACUAUGAGAAAAUGUAGAGAGAGAAAGGUAGAAAGUGGGUCUACUAAGUUUUGGUCAUAGAAUAUUUUGAAUGAAACUAUUCCAACAACUUAUAAAAUUUCAUAAGAAACAUAUUUUGGAAACGCAUGAAAGCUAUUUAAAGUGAUUUCACUGUUUUCAGCUAAUUUUUGUUAUGUUGCUACAACAACAGGUGAAAACAUAAUUAAACAUGUUUCUGUCUCCGUUUUCAUUUGUGAAAAUAGAAUUGGAAAUGAUACUACACAAGUUCCAAGAAAAUGCUACUUAUCAUCUUUGAAGAUGAAAAAAUGUAAAGCAAGAGAGGAACCAAUUUGCGAGCAGGUAAAGUUGAAACAUUGUGCAAGCUUAGUAUCGAAAUAAGAAGAUGGAGCGGUUGACAUCAAUCAAUUCCACGAGGUUGUGGGAUAGGAUAUCGUUGGAACAUCAAGAUCUCCCACCAACUCUUACUAAGGAUUCAAUGGAAUCGUGAAUGAUGAUUAUCACCACCAAGUGAAUGCUUGGAAGAGAGUUCAGCAUAUGGACGAGAGGAAUUUAGUGAGUGGCACAAACCGUAUUGAUGUGGUACUAUUUUGGAAACCUUAAUUUUUCUUUUGUUACUUUUGUGUAUUUUUACUUUUCUCACUCAUACACUAAUAAAUUAAUAAGAAUUUA
This is a messenger RNA of Linum trigynum, 3863 nucleotides long. The record is from the annotation of a GenBank genome assembly. NCBI's taxonomy places the organism in Eukaryota, Viridiplantae, Streptophyta, Magnoliopsida, Malpighiales, Linaceae.